AUGUCCUUCAUUCUGUAUCUCAGUUCCAUGUCCUGGAUUGAACUAUCAGCCGGUGGCCUUUCUAUCGUUCUACUGCUCUUUUGCCUAUACAAUCUCGCUCUUCCCAAGCCUAUUCCCGGAAUACCAUACAACAGAAAUGCCACAAAACGACUCCUUGGAGACCUUCCGGACUUGAUAGAGUAUCAGAAGAAAAAUGGGCAGCAACGCAAAUGGUUCCGGCUGCAAAACCAGAAGCUCAACUCGGCAAUCUCCCAAGUCUUCGUCCGCCCCUUCGGAAAGCCGAGAAUCGUUCUGACGGACUUUCGAGAAAUGCACGAUAUCCUUGGGAAACGAUUUAAGGAAUUUGACCGCAGUGAUAGAGGCCGGGAGGCAUUUGCCGGGAUCAUCCCCCAUCAGAUGCUUUCGAUGCAAACAGUGGAUCCCAGGUUCAAGAAGCACAGAGAGUUGAUGAAGGAUCUCAUGACACCAAAGUUUCUGCACCAGAACUCAGCUCCCGAGAUAUACCGUAAAGUCAACACUUUGGUCAAACUCUGGCAUGAGAAGUGCGUGCAUGCCAACGAGCUUCCGUUUGAUGGAAAGAGAGAUAUUCAGAGAGCUACCCUCGAUGUCAUUACAGCUACUUCCUUUGGUCUCGACGACGAGAACAGCGCUACGAAACGGCAGCUGGAUGACAUGUUGGCGCGAUCUAAUGCAGGUGUCAAAUUCACGCAGCCCGGCAAGAAGGUUGUGGAUUUUCCAAUCCAUCCCUUGACAAAAGAGUUAGAUGCAACUUUGACUAUUGUUGAGAGCUCCGCUGUUGGUUUCUCGUCGCCGAUGCCCCGAUGGCACUAUUGGAUCCUGAGUCAAUUCCCGUACCUGAAGAAUGCCGCUAGAAUCAGGGAGGAGUGGACGCGACGGGAGAUUGACAAGGCGGUCGCGGCAAUUCCCAAAGAUGGCUCAGAGAAUACGUUGGCAAUGCGUUCGGCACUCGAGUUCAUGGUACUUCGCGAAGCUGCCGCUGCUCAAAAGGCUGGCAGACCGCCGAGGUUCCAUCGUCGGCGAAUCUAUGACGAACUGUUUGGAUUUAUUAUUGCUGGGCACGAUACAACAGCUGCUACUCUCGAGUGGGGUGUCAGGUACAUUGCGGAUGCUCCGCAUGCACAAGCAGAGCUCCGAUCAGCUCUUCAGAAUGCCUUCUCGACCGCUCUUGCGGAGCACCGCCAGCCAACGAUAGACGAAAUAACCAGCACGUCUAUUCCGUAUCUCGAUGCUGUCAUCGAGGAAACACUGCGCCACAGCGUGGUGCUCCCAAUCGUAAGUCGAGUAGCAAUGAAAGACACCACGAUUCUCGGACACGCCAUUCCAAAGGGCACCUUUGUCUUCUUUAUCCUAAACGGACCCAGCCUGAUGAAGCCGGCAAUCGAGGUGCCCGAGACCGCUCGGAGUGAGGCCUCGCAGGGCACCAAGAAUCGAUACGGAGAGUGGCGAGCAGACGAUGUCGAGAAAUUCUUACCCGAGCGAUGGAUAGAUGUUGACGACAAGGGUGUUGAGACUUUCAACGCCUUGAAGGGGCCGUUCAUGACGUUUGGCAGUGGACCGCGGGGCUGCUAUGGAAGGAGACUUGCUUACCUGCAGCUUCGGAUCUUCUGGGUAUUGCUUAUAUGGAACUUUGAGUUUCUCCCCAUUGACCCGGAACUCAGGACCCAGGAUGUUGUAGAGCAUGUUGGGGUAGAGCCGUGCCAGAGUUAUGUACGACUGAGAAAGGUAGCUUUGUAA
Molecule: messenger RNA, 1755 nt
Organism: Fusarium musae
Lineage: Eukaryota; Fungi; Ascomycota; Sordariomycetes; Hypocreales; Nectriaceae
Exons: 3
Coding region: 1-1755 (584 amino acids)
Molecular function (GO): oxidoreductase activity, acting on paired donors, with incorporation or reduction of molecular oxygen; monooxygenase activity; iron ion binding
Source: RefSeq, a predicted model, not a curated record